GGUUGCAAUGCGAGUAAUUUGUCGGCUCUGCCACCUGGCCACAACCAAGCAUGAAGGAGCUGCCAUCGACCAAGGCCGAGGCCAAGCGCUGGUACAUCUCGGAAGACUCGGCCGGCUUCCACUGGUGGCCGCUGCCCGUGGCGCUCUUUGCCGUUGGCACACUCCUCUACUCGGGCGCGUUCUCGUACCACGAGGGCUGGCUCGACGAGUUCACGGGCAACCUCACGCGCAUCCAGUUCAACGAUCCCGAUGUCCUUCAGGGCGGCUGCAUGGCCAUCAAUCACAAGAUGACGUGGCGCGAGCUCCGCAACAAGGCGUCCAAAUGCUCGCGCGGUCAGUUCUAUGACCCGCUGCACAACGACUGCUACCAGUGCUCGUCGCCCGUCGCCGAAGACCGCAUCUUUGCGUUGCACUGGGACGCCUCGACAGAGUGCCGCAACCUGCUUCUGCAACCGGACGUGCGCUUUGCCACCCACAUCAUGUGGUCGGCCGCGACGCUGGAUCCGGCGACGGGCGCCAUCGUCAAGCCGGCGAUUCCGGACGCUAGCACGCGCAUCUCGCGCUGCAUGCUCGAGAUGCGGUCGCGCUGCAUCCAGCAGAUCGCCGUCAUCGGCGGCCCGUCGACGUCGUUCGCAUCGGUGCUGACGAGUGACGCCAAGAUUGACGCCUUUGUCGCGUCCGUCGUCGCCCACGUGACCAAGUCCAAGUUUGACGGCGUGCACAUUGUCGACGUGGGUGGCAACGACAAGAGCAACAGUGGCGAUUGGAAGACCAACUACAGCCCGACAGCGGUCAAGUACAUGGCCGCGCUCCGCAAGGCGCUGGACGCAGCGGCCGUUGACGCGCCGCGAUUGACCCUGUCCUGGGAAGAGCUGGCGUCCGCCUUUGAUACGACCUCGAAAACGUACAAUGGCUGCAAAUCGGCCAGCGACGCGUCGGGUACCUAUCGUUGCUUCAACCCCGACAUUGCAGGAAGCGUCGACUUCGUGAGCCUCGAGCUCUUUGGCCGCCACGCGUCGGUGUCGCUACCGUCCUUGAUGCUGGCCAAGCCGUGGGCGGGUGCGUUGCCGUCCAACAAGAUUGUCUUCAACACGUGCACGGCGCCGUCGCCCCUCUGCCGCGGCAGCGUCAACGGCAAGGACGAGCUCGCGAUCGCGGCCAAGACGGGCUCGGACGCGUUCAAGGGCGUGAGCAUUGCCAGUGCGACGGCCGAUAUCGAGGCCCACCGUGGCGCGUCCAUCUCGGCCAUGGGCCCGCUCGGUGCCUACGGUGUGCUCAUGCCGCAGCGCGCGCCGCAGCAGCCGUCCGCCGCCAGAUAACUACAUUCAACAACACUUCUGGAGGGUUGC
Molecule: messenger RNA, 1349 nt
Organism: Saprolegnia parasitica CBS 223.65
Lineage: Eukaryota; Oomycota; Saprolegniomycetes; Saprolegniales; Saprolegniaceae
Exons: 6
Coding region: 51-1319 (422 amino acids)
Source: RefSeq, a predicted model, not a curated record